Molecule: messenger RNA, 1363 nt
Organism: Hermetia illucens (black soldier fly)
Lineage: Eukaryota; Metazoa; Arthropoda; Insecta; Diptera; Stratiomyidae
Exons: 5
Coding region: 264-1238 (324 amino acids)
Source: RefSeq, a predicted model, not a curated record
AACAUAUGUUUAGUCUCAAUCGAAUAGCUUCGCGACCAAUACCUUACUUUAAGAUCUGGUAGUCCGCACGUUGAAUUAUAUAAUGUAUUAUCGCUUGGACUUGGUUUCGGUCAGCUAACUUAUUGUCCAAACCCAGCGUGCAUAUUUGCAGACACCCAUUGUCCAAAGGGUCAGCAAAUGUAACGGUGUACGGUUAAGAUAAACUUGAUAGUAACGCUAAUGAGACAUCGAUUUCAGUGUGACAAGUAUCGCAGCAACUUAAGAUGAAGUUGAAAGUGUUAUCUAGUUUUUUAAUACUGUUAAGUUUUUACAUAAUCUAUGGAGCUAAGUUGCCGGACAAAAUCUCAACGACCUCGGUGCAACCAGCAGCGAAACGUCCACCUACAAAACCUACGAAGCCUCAGUUGGACGUGAAUGCUUUAGCUCAGCAAAUGACAAGUACAGCAGGAUUGAAAAAAGUUAUUCGGUACUUAGUCGGAGUCAUUCAGACAACGACGACCUACACUCCUACAAAAAGGCCGACAGGGAAAGCGCCACCAAAAAAAUACAUCCCGUCAACUCAAAAGCCUUCAACUAAUGGGCCCCUAAAAAUAUCGCUUUCGAAAACAGGGUCUUCACCAGCCAGGAGAAACAAUAAAAACGACCAGUUAGGAGAUUUGAUUUGUCCUGCUGAGAACGAAACUGCUUUCGAAUUAUUUGCCCCACCUUGCCGAGUGCACGGGGAUUGCACUUCUUGGAACCGCAAUGAAAGGUGCUGUAAAUUGUUUGGAACUAAGACCUGUGUGAAAGGAGUUCCGAAACCGAUUGUAGAGCAGUCACAUGUUCCACUUUUGGGGCUGAUACCUCGAAAAUGUCCUGAAAGACCACUUGCUGAAUUGUGGUGGGAGUUGAAAACAUGCGAGACAGACGAUGAUUGCUGGCCUAGGAUCUGUUGUCCCGAUGGUAGAAGGCAAUACUGUCGAACAGCUUCCCCGGAGUAUGAAUCAGUUCCUCCUCCGAUUGGACGAUCUAUAGCAUACUUAUCGGAAUAUUUGGAGUGUACCCCACCGCCUCCUCCUGUAUUUGACCUGCAUCCAAAAGAUUGCAAUUCCACUUUGGAUUGUUUUCCAAAUAUUUGUUGUCAAGAAUCAGGACGGAAAUUUUGCAGACCACCCAAAAAGUCUGUCCUCACAGUUAUGGCCAACUUUUUGAAUAUUGGCCUUGUUAAGAGACUUACUAGAAAUUUGGUGAUUAAGUAACUUUUUCACAAUCUAAUAUUUUGUAAGAUUUGUUUUCAUUCUAGAGGUUUUCAUUAAUUUUUAAGAUUUGAUAUAACCGUUACAUGUAAAUAUGGAUAUUACAGAAAUAUAUUGUUCAUAAAUAG